UGAAAGAAAUGCUACUGGGUGAUGGGUUUUAGCAGCCCUAAAGGGAUUUCUUUCUUCAAUGGAGGCGGAGGCGCCAGGCUUGCCGCUAGGAUCCACUACCACCGUUCGCUACAGCCAGCAUUUCGAAAAGGCAAGCGAUUUGAAGCUACUAGAGGUUGAUGAAAGCGUCGUGCAAGAGCUUCUUCAAUCCAGGCUGAGCAUAAAAGGAGGUGUGGAGGAGGAGGCGGUUCUUUGCACUUCCAGGACGACAUACGCUCUAAAGUUCGUCUCGACUUCCAACACAAUGCUGCUGGUUCCUCCAGGAGAAGCUGGCGAUGGUGGAAGUGGCGGCGCUCUUCACGUGAUUGCCACGGCGGGAGGACAUAUGGAGCUUGUGGAGAUAGCUCCCAGAAUAGAUCAACUCAAGGUACUCGUCGGUUCUAGGCCUUACACGGAAGACAGCGAGAACGAGACCGUAGAUGGUCUUUACUCGUGGGAAGAUUUGCUGGACAGCGUCCAGGCAAGCGAAGAGCAGCUCAAGGAUGGGCUUAGAGCUCUUGCUGCAGCGGAAAUAGGUGGUUUUUGGAGGACUGUGGAUCCGAAGUACACGAAGGGACUGCUAGAGAUGAUCCUGGUGACUGCCAUCCAACAGGACUGGAGUUUGAGCUUGCUGCCGCUGGAAGAAUUGGUGGCUGUGCUCGAGGGCGAUGGAUACCCGGCUCAGCUAGUCCGGCACUGCGUAGCAACUUUUGGUGUGGAGGAGCCAUCGUCCUCUUCGUGGAAGCUGGACGAGAAACGGAUCUGUUUGCACUACGCGAGGGAGCUCUUGUCGAGCACAGGGAGAUGGAAGACGAACGAGUUCCUUGAAGCGUGGCAAAGAGCACUGCCGCCGGGAAUGAAAGGAGAGCUGGAAAUGCUCCGGGGUGAGGCGCUGGUUACCAGGCUUGGGUCCGACUCGUGGCUGCACCGCUUUAGCUCGUCCUCUCUGCCUACGCAACCGGAUGCUCGAUUUGCAGCCUUGUUCAAGGAAAGAUCGAAGUGGGAGUGGAACGAUCUCGAGCCUUACUUGAGGGACGUGAGGAUCCCAGGACAAACUGUGGAGUCGAUGCUGCUGAAGUAUACAAGGAAGAUACAGCCCUCUGCCGAUGCUCGACCCAUCUACACUCCACGAUAGACCAUGAGUUCAUCGCAAAACUUCG
Selaginella moellendorffii is the source of this 1178-nucleotide messenger RNA. RefSeq names its product sister chromatid cohesion protein DCC1-like. The record is from RefSeq and is a predicted model, not a curated record. Gene Ontology annotation, biological process: maintenance of mitotic sister chromatid cohesion; mitotic sister chromatid cohesion. Lineage: Eukaryota; Viridiplantae; Streptophyta; Lycopodiopsida; Selaginellales; Selaginellaceae. The transcript is spliced from 3 exons. Gene Ontology annotation, cellular component: Ctf18 RFC-like complex; nucleus; chromosome, centromeric region. Bases 59 to 1153 code for a protein of 364 amino acids.